AUGCACCAGUGGCCCGGUUUUGAAUCCCAAGUGUUUGCGGCAUUGAGCUCGUUGACCUUUUCGGCCGAUAUCAGCCUGACGGACGAAGCGGAAGGCGAUCGAUAUUUUGUUGGGAGCGAGUUGAGAUUGACCACUCGAUUUGUCCGUCACGUGUGCGAUCCAGUCGCCAAAGCCCUCUCAGUUUCGAACAUGCCGCUUCCAUUUGGUGAUUUCCGGGCGAUUCAUCCAUACCACUUCAGUGUUCCCGAACUGACUCUGACAAUGUGCCAGGUUGUCUCGUACAUGCGAUUGUCAAAGCUUCGUUACGGGUUUAUAUCUACCUUCGAGCCCACUGUGUUUAUCAAAAGAGACCAGAAUUAUGCCUUUCACCUCUCUAUGCCUACUAGCAAGGAUGCCUCAACUACAUCCCCGAGGGAAUGCUUUGCGGGCUUCGCAUUUAUUGCUGCCCAUAACCCAAAUAACGAAGAGAAAGUGGGAAUCGAUUUAAGACUGCUCCACUCCCGAAUUGAACCUUUUUUCAACGCUUCUCAGCCACCUUCAGCAUAUCGGAGCAGGGUCGGCGACUCGACCAAGUCACUUAUAAACAUCCGCGGCCUCACAGAAGACACGAUCAUUUUUGGUGACAAUGGGGUGGCAACUGGCUUUGUUACGUGCACAACCCGGCUUUCAACCUCUACUUUGCGGCGGCAGGGGAAUGCCGUGUACGAAGUUCAAUCUGGCCAUUUCCGGUAUGUCGCAAAAUGCUGGUCUCGCAAUCAUGAAAUGAGGUAUGCCGCGUCCGUUAUCCGAGGCUUUUGGGAUACUGAUAGGAGGUUUGCAAAAAAUAGUUUGCAGUAUACCAACGGCUCGACCAGCUUCGAGCGGACGAAUCCGGGCUUUUCCUUCGGAUUUGGAGAGCAGCUGUUCGUGUUAUGGAAGAGCCUGCCUGACAUCUGCCGAGAAAUCCCACAUCUACAGCGAGUGCUCAAGGGCGAUCCGAAUCCUACAAUCCCUCUCUAUUCACCUAGUGGAUCCUGGCAAGCACAACGUGAUGUACGAUCGGGAGACGCGGGCGGUGACUUUGGUGGACUUUCAGGCAGUUGA
Penicillium subrubescens is the source of this 1083-nucleotide messenger RNA. RefSeq lists its product as uncharacterized. The record is from RefSeq and is a predicted model, not a curated record. Bases 1 to 1083 code for a protein of 360 amino acids. The transcript has 3 exons. NCBI's taxonomy places the organism in Eukaryota, Fungi, Ascomycota, Eurotiomycetes, Eurotiales, Aspergillaceae.